AUGGCUUCCGAUGUGCCUACCCAUACGGUUUUGGAUUCCUCUUUUCCCGUCCUGCUCCCCCGACAUGAUGCACUGUUCAUGAACGAUGCGGACUUUCAGGCUUUCAUUAAACAAGAACUUUCUCGAACUCGCUUGGACGAACUAGAGGAAGAGCUCAAAAACAUCGAAUCAGCAGGAGCCCGACGGCCGCUUUAUCAUGCGUCUGUGAGUACUAACACUCUCAAGCGACGAGCUUCCUCAGAACCUGACAACAAUCGGGCACAGAAAGCGCCAUUCCUUGCGGGACUGGAGAAGCAUGAAGUCUACCAGCGCACAACUGAAGACCUGUCUGCCGAAAAUAAGACACUCACUGCGAACGGAGAUGUCACCAACAUCUCCUCUCAGAACGCUCUUGUCGACCUCUUCUACGACCUUGGUGAGAACACAGCGGGCCGUCAACUGAAGACCUUGCUUGACGCAGCCUGGAAGGAGGAUGCGGCACUGACAUUAAAGAUCAUCUUUAAUGCACGCAGCAUCCACUUGGGUAAGAGCAAUAGGGUCGCUGCGUACAAGGCUUUCGGUUGGCUCGCACAAGAACACCCUCUUACGCUCCUCACGAACUUGCCAUGGCUCGUGCGUCCAGUCAUUGCGAAGAAGGCUCCCAAGUCAGAUGACGGGGAGACGGAGAAGAUGAGUGUAGACGAAAAUUUCGAUACGAUCGGAGUUGAAGAAGCAGGUCCGGACAAAGCUCACGAUGUCCGACAUGGAUUGUCCCAUGGCUAUUGGAAGGAUCUUCUCAACCUUGUCGUCUUCGCAGCCAACGAUCAGCUCAGGGUUGACGGUGAUCCGGAUGCGCUUCUCAUCAAGAAGCCAGACAACUCAAAGGUGGGUAAGAACAAGCGCAAUUGGGAUCAGGCCACCGCAAAAGAGGCCAGGCGUACGUGGAAGAAGGAUCAAAACAAUCGCGUCCAGCGUAAAAUCAUCGAAGACCCUUUCUAUCGCGCUCUUCACUUCACCGUCGCCCGACUCUUCGCCAAGCAGAUGAAGGAAGACAAGGUACUUCUAGACUCAGGCAAGAAGUCCGACUUGAAGAAGCUGUCCCUCGCAGCGAAAUGGUCGCCCACUUUCUCCGAGUUCCACGACAAGCACACUUUCAUUCUAUCGUCUAUCGCAGAAGCUCUAUUGCCCGAUCCGAUCUCAAACUGCUCUCCUCGGGACAAUCGCGAGCACUACCUCCGCCUUGUCCGUGAGGUCUACCGCAAGGAAUAUGCUUCACCACUUCGCAAGGCUCUCAGUGUCGUCGAGCGCGAUAUCGCUGCCAACACUUUCAGCAACAUCGAGUACAGCCGUGUUCCUUCGCUUGCCAUGGAUCGCUACACGGGCCUCUUCAUGAAGAAAGACAUGCCGCGCUUCAAAUCAUACAUCGAAGACGUCGCAAAAGGCACCGCAAAAAUCUCGGGCGCGACUCUUCUGCCAUCAACCCUAAUUGCAAAAGCUCGUUCCCUCGCACGCCAAGCAUCCAGAAACGAACUAAAGGGUAUGAAAGCCCUCAAACUCGCCGCCGAACUCGACAUUCAACGCAACGUCAUCGACGGCCAAUGGACUACCCUCGUUCAGCGCGUCCGCGAUGCUGGCACCUUGACCUCCUCCAUCGCCCUCUGCGACGUCAGCGGCAGCAUGGACGGGCCUGUCUUGAAAGACUCCUCCGUCCCCAUGGACUCUGCCAUUGGGCUAUCUCUACUCAUAUCCUCCGUCACCGCCGCGCCCUUUGGCGGCGGCUUCAUCAACUUCUCCUCGUCUCCCACGUACCUGACCAUCAAGCCCGACCAAGGCCUUGUCGACACAGUCAAGUACAUGGAGUCUACUCCAUGGGGCGGCAGCACGAACUUCACUGCCGUCUUCGAAGACGUCAUCCUCCCCAUGGCCGUCAAGAACCAACUAAAACAGGACGACAUGGUCAAGCAAGUCUUUGUCUUCUCAGACAUGCAAUUCGACCAAGCGGAUUCACGCACGGACCGCUGGUCUUCUGCCUUCUCGCGCAUCAAAGCCAAAUACGCAAACGCUGGAUACGUCAUGCCGCGCCUGAUCUUCUGGAACUUGGCCGCAAGUGCGACGGGCAAGCCGGCUACCGUAGACGACGGCGAUACGAGCCUUGUUAGUGGGUAUUCGCAGGGCAUGCUGCGCGCGUUCCUGGAGUCUGGGGCGUUUGAGCUUGGGGAGGAGGAGGUCGAAGUGGAGAUUGAGGGCGAGGACGGCAUGGUCGAGAUUAGGAGGGUGGAGAAGGGGGUUGAUCCGCUGGAGACGGUGAGGAAGGCGGUGGGGGGGAGGGCGUAUGGGAUGUUGGAGGUUGUGGAUUAA
Parastagonospora nodorum SN15 is the source of this 2337-nucleotide messenger RNA. RefSeq lists its product as hypothetical. The record is from RefSeq and is a predicted model, not a curated record. NCBI's taxonomy places the organism in Eukaryota, Fungi, Ascomycota, Dothideomycetes, Pleosporales, Phaeosphaeriaceae. Bases 1 to 2337 code for a protein of 778 amino acids. The transcript has a single exon.